Molecule: messenger RNA, 2376 nt
Organism: Sapajus apella (tufted capuchin)
Lineage: Eukaryota; Metazoa; Chordata; Mammalia; Primates; Cebidae
Product: zinc finger protein 814-like
Exons: 2
Coding region: 1-1821 (606 amino acids)
Biological process (GO): regulation of transcription by RNA polymerase II
Cellular component (GO): nucleus
Molecular function (GO): RNA polymerase II cis-regulatory region sequence-specific DNA binding; DNA-binding transcription activator activity, RNA polymerase II-specific
Source: RefSeq, a predicted model, not a curated record
AUGGUUGAGAAGGCUCACCCCUGUGAGAUGCAUGGUUCGAUCUUGGGGGACAUUUUGCACAUGGCAGAUCAGGGAACACAUCACAAGCAGAUAGAGCACAGGUGUGAGGCAUGGGGGAGUAAAUCGUAUGACAGUACAAUCUUUCAUCAGCACCAGAAUCAGUACAUUGGAGAGAAACCCUAUAGAAUCAGUGUUGAGGAAGCGUUGUUUGUGAAGAGGUGUAAGUUCCAUGUGUCAGAGGAGUCAUCUGUCUUCAGUCAGAGUGGGAAGGACUUUUUGGCCAUUUCAGUAUUACUUCAGCAAGAGGCCAUUCACACUGGGAAGAAGUCAAGCAGCAAAACUGAGUGUGUGUCUCUCUUUCAGCGGGGGAAAACGCGUUACAGCUGUGGAGGAUGCAUGAAACAUCUUAGCACCAAAAAUGUUCUUGGUCAGCAUCAGACACAUCCCCCUAGAGAAGAAUGUUACGUGUGCUGUGAAUGUGGGAAAUCCUUUAGCAAACAUGAUAGCUUUAGUAAUCAUCAGAGAGUUCACAGUGAAAAAAAACCUCAUGAAUGUGGAGAAUGUGGGAAAUCUUUUAGUCAAAAGAGCUACCUCACUCAACAUCGGCGAUUUCACACUGGAGAAAGACCUUACGGGUGUGAAGAAUGUGGGAAACAUUUUAGUUCAGACGGACAUCUUAGGAGCCAUCAACGAGUGCACGGUGGAGAAAGACCUUAUGAAUGUGGAGAAUGUGGGAAGUCUUUCAGUCAUAAGCGCAGCCUUGUUCACCAUCAGCGAGUUCACAGUGGAGAAAGAGCUUAUAAGUGUGGAGAAUGUGGGAAAUCGUUUAGUCAAAAGGGCAACCUCGUUCUACACCAGCGAGUUCACACUGGAGAAAGACCUUAUGAGUGUGGAGAAUGUGGGAAAUAUUUCAGUUCGAAAGGACACCUUAGGAACCAUCACCGCAUUCACACUGGAGAAAGACUUUAUGAGUGUGGAGAGUGUGGGAAAUCUUUUAGUCAUAAGGGCACCUUCAUUUUACAUCAGCGAGUUCACCCUAGAGAAAGACCUUAUGAGUGUGGAGAAUGUGGAAAAUCUUUCAGUUCAAACGGGCACCUUAGGAGCCAUCAGUGGGUUCAUACUGGAGAAAGACCUUAUGAAUGUGGAGAAUGUGGGAAAUCUUUUAGUCAUAAGCGCAGCCUUGUUCAUCAUCGGCGCAGUCACACUGGAGAAAGACUAUAUGAGUGUGGACAAUGUGGGAAGUCUUUUAAUGAAAAAGGACACCUUAGGAAUCAUCAGCGAGUUCACACUACAGAAAGACCUUAUAAGUGUGGGGAAUGUGGGAAAUGUUUUAGUCACAAGGGCAACCUCAUUCAACACCAGCAUAGUCAUACUGGAGAAAGGCCUUAUGUGUGUUGGGAAUGUGGAAAGUUAUUUAAGAAGAAGUCUCACCUCCUUGCACACCAGAGAGUUCACACUGGAGAAAAGCCAUAUGCAUGUGAGGCCUGUCAGAAAUCUUUUAGGCAUAAGUACCAACUCAUUGCACACCAGAGAGUUCACACUGGAGAAAGGCCAUAUGAAUGCAAUGAGUGUGGAAAGUCAUUUACCCACAGCUCUACAUUCCAUGUUCAUAAACGAGUUCACACUGGAGAAAAGCCUUAUGAGUGCAGUGAAUGUGGGAAAUCUUUUGCUGAAAGCUCCAGUCUCACUAAACACAAGAGAGUUCACACUGGAGAAAAGCCAUAUGAGUGUGAGGAUGGUCAGAAGGUUUUUAGCAAUAAGGACCACCUCAUUGCACACCAAAGAGUUCACAGUGGAGAAUGGCUAUAUAAAAUGCAAUGAUUGUGGGAAAUCAUUUACUCAGAGUUCUAAAUUCUGUGUUCAUAAGAGAGUUCACACUGGUCAGAAGCCUUAUGAGUUCAGUGAAUGUGGGAAAUCUUUUGCUGAAAUCUCCAGUCUCACUAAACACAGAACUGAGUUCACAUUGGAGAAAAGCCUUAUGGGUGCAGUGAAUGGGGAAAGAAAUUUAGCUGAAGCUUUUCACUUCUUCACCAUCAGAGGGUUCACAAGAGAAAGGCCUUAGUGUAGUGAAUGUAGGAAAUCUUUUGCUGAAACUUUCAGUCUCAUUCAACACAGGAGAGUUCACACUGGAGUAAGGUCUUGUGAUUGCAGCAAAUGUGGAAAAAAAGUUACCUGAAGGAAGGUCUGCUCUCCCUGGACAUCAGAGAGUUCACACUAGACAAAUGAAAUAAAUUUUGGCAAUUUUGUAGCCAUAUCUCUCUGUUCCUUCAAGAUCAGAGCAUUAACACUGGAUCAGGGCCUUACUAGUGUGACAAAUGUGAGAUAUUUAUGUAGAAGUCUAGCUUCAUAACACACAGGAGAGUUCCCACUGUAGAA